CAAUUUCUGCGAUAGCGGCGUCCGGGACGAGGCGCCGACGGCCGCAGACCUCGGCUGCCGCACAGACCAAACGGAGCUCCGGCGAGUAUAGGGAGGAGUCUUUAUACAUCCCUAAUCUCCAGCUAUUGCCAAAGCUCGAAGCGUACGACGACGACUAAUUUCUGAGAACAGGUGGUUGUCAAAAUCAUGGCUACAUGUUCAAUAAGACCUGGCAUACCAGUCAUUUUGAAGGAAUUAGAAGAAGGUUCACAAUUUUUUCAUCAAGGUGCUUCUCUUCGAGUUACAGGAAAGCUACAAGAAUACAGCGUGGACACUGCCAUAGCGGUAAUCGCCGAGGAUGAUGUUAGCUUCAAGAUCGAUACACAACACUUGAGGGACCUCACCUUCCGGAUCGGCUCCUAUUAUCAGUUCAUUGGGGAACUCCUCAUUUUACCAGAGGACAGCGCAAUUUUGCAAGCGCGUGUAGGAAGGAACGUCGACGGCCUCGAUAUUAACCUCUACCGUCGAUCUCUUGAGCUUCGUCGACAAUUCGAAGUCGAGCUUAUGAAUUCCAGAGUGACAUGACAUCUAAUGAGGGAACACAAUCAGAAGUUCUGUCACAGGGCCGAAAGCCAGUAAUAAAUGAUUUAUGUAGAAGUCACUCUUCUGUGAGAUACUGUUGGUAGUUAAUUUGUGUUGUCUGCCAAGACCAUUUUCUAGGAUUUUUCUUGCUGAAAUCAAGUAAAAUGUUCCCUGUAAAUGUCAUUUUGCAUGCCUUAAAAGACUAUGCUGCGUCCUCAUAGCGCCAGCAGGCUCUUGUGCUUCUUCCUCGUGGUAGAUGAUCUGUUUCUUCGAACUUGUGCGACGGCAUAAACGUAUAAAUGUGUUGAUCAUCUCUUUGUUUAAGCCUAUUA
Molecule: messenger RNA, 893 nt
Organism: Musa acuminata AAA Group (dessert banana)
Lineage: Eukaryota; Viridiplantae; Streptophyta; Magnoliopsida; Zingiberales; Musaceae
Product: CST complex subunit TEN1
Exons: 4
Coding region: 187-564 (125 amino acids)
Biological process (GO): negative regulation of telomere maintenance via telomerase
Cellular component (GO): CST complex
Molecular function (GO): telomeric repeat DNA binding; single-stranded DNA binding; telomerase inhibitor activity
Source: RefSeq, a predicted model, not a curated record